Messenger RNA from Kockovaella imperatae, 920 nucleotides. RefSeq lists its product as hypothetical. The transcript has 10 exons. The record is from RefSeq and is a predicted model, not a curated record. Bases 132 to 800 code for a protein of 222 amino acids. Lineage: Eukaryota; Fungi; Basidiomycota; Tremellomycetes; Tremellales; Cuniculitremaceae.
CGUGGAGAGGGCAAGAACCUAGACCUCGAAGAAUUGCCAAGAGAGCGGUUGGAGAGGGAGCGUAUCCUGUAUCUGUCGGGCGAGCAGAGGCUCAACUACCUGGUCUAUGUGGAUGACAAUGGGCUUUUGAGAUGGGACAGGAACGACGAGUCGAUACCGCCCGUAAUCGAUGGAAAGACGCCGGACAUGGCAAAGGCAUCAUCCCAAAUGACGAUCGCAAGACAGGAUUCACACCUGGUGAUGAAUCAGACUCUUCCUCACUCACCUCAGACUCCUCGGCGAGCUACUCCGCCGGAUCGGAUCUACAUGAGAAUGAAGACACGCACUACGUGGGACUCGAUAAGCCGAACGGUAACAAUUGGUUCUCAAGGCAGAAGAAUAAGCUUGGACCAAAGGGUAUCAAGAAGAAGCUGUUGCGGAAGACGAUCAGACGGAAUACCUGGAUCUACGUGUCCGACCUGAACAUGAACUUUUUUAUGGAAGACAAGGGUGCAGAUUUGUCUCACGUCAAGAUAGCCAAGAGUGUCAUGACAUUAUGGGGACUUGGCAAAUACGGCUCCGCUACGAAGAAGGAGAAGAACCUCGUCACCAAAUUCAAAUCAGCUGUCGGCCUUUCACACGAGCAGACAGAAGAGGAGAAAUCUCAAGAGCUCAAGGAGAAUGCCGAAGCUGAAGAGAGGGAGCACCAGGAUCGUAUAAGAGCCAUCAGAGCACGGGUUCGGCGAGAGAUCCUGUAUGGAAGGAAAAAGGAGAAGGAGCAAAAGAAGGAGGAUACGGCGGCGGCGUUGCGCACAGCUUGAGGAAAGGCAGGCUCCCGGGAAUUUGUGCUUGGGAUCUGCUCGGAGAACAUCAUGACCAUGGGUUCAUCUAGUAAUGUCAGAGACGAUUGUAACGAUUAUUAUGCACGCCGUCUUGCCUGC